CCUGUCAUUCUAGAGGAUAAAAAAAUCAGCCUGGCUUAAUGGGGGGGACAAGUCGAGGAUUUUAAUUGUUAAUUUUGAGAAGUCUAUUACAAACAUUUAUUUUUUAACGACUCCGUGUCUGAAAUGAUCUUGGGCGAAUCGUGAUAAACAGUAGUCACUAGUCUGUAAUCUGUAUAUUCAAGGAUCAAGGUUGGAGUCGUGAGAGUGUGAGACGUUGAUUGUUAUUACCUUGGGAAAAUAGCUUGUGAAAUUGGAAAAAUUGCUGUCGAUGGUUUUAAGGGACUCUGUUGUGAUCUCUACAGUUGUUUACAAAUGAUAGAAACACAUAUUUCUUAUUCCGUGUUUUUAAGUAGCAACUAAACAUACAACUCAACGCGAACAGGUACAAGUUGCUGCUAUGGCUCUGGUUUAUGUUGACAGCGACCCAUGGCUGAAAGAACAUGAGGAUUGUGAGAAGUUGUAUAGGGAGAUAAUGGAACAGUUGACUGCUCGAAGUCUUGAGCAGAAGACGUCUCACCUUUAUGCAUCUCUCUCAUCAGCAGUCCGUCUCCGAAUGAAACAGUAUUCUUCAGAAGUUCAGCAAUUACAGGAGAAGUUACGUGUUGCAUCGUUAUCAUCAAUGAUAACACGGCAGGAAGCGGAAAGACGGUCACGUUUAGUCGAACAGCUACAAAGCAGAGAAGUACAAAUGCAGCAGUUGUUUGUUGAUCGAGACACUUUUGGAGAAAGGAAUAGGUCGAGACUGCUUCAACAGAAUCCAGCACAGUCAUCUGUUGCUAGUGGCAGAACUGUAGGAUGGGCAGAUGAAGAUAUUUAUCCUCAGGGGUCACAGAAUGAAAAUCUUAGUGUGGAUGAACUUCGACAACAGCAGCAGAGAAUGGUGCAAGCACAAGACCAGGGUCUUGAUGAACUCUCUAAAAUAAUAUCCAGGCAAAAACAGAUUGCUGUAGCUAUAACUGAUGAAGUGGAAUUUCAAAAUGAGGUAAUAGAUGAUCUGGCUGAUCAUAUGGACAGAACAGAUGCGAGAAUAGUAGACGGGACUAGGCAAAUAAGAGUUGUUGGACAGAAGGAUAAAACAUGGGUGAUUGGACUCUCAUGCUGUGUCAAGUGGACCAACAAAUUGCAUAAUUUAGAUUUUUUUUUUAUUACAGUGUUGUUAAAAGUUUGUAAAUCAGAUACCACUCCUAUUUUUUAUUGUAACUUCAUUUCAGUGAUGUAGUAAAGCAAAUAUUUUGUUUUUAAACAUACUUAUACUUAAUCAAUCAUUACUUGAUUAAGAUAGGGGACAAUGUGCCUCAGUACAUACUUUUAAACUUUUUAUGAUUACUUUGUAGUUAUUAAGAGUGGCUGUGAGCAAUAAAAAGCAGUUUUAUUA
Schistocerca serialis cubense is the source of this 1375-nucleotide messenger RNA. RefSeq names its product syntaxin-8. The transcript is spliced from 7 exons. The record is from RefSeq and is a predicted model, not a curated record. NCBI's taxonomy places the organism in Eukaryota, Metazoa, Arthropoda, Insecta, Orthoptera, Acrididae. Bases 398 to 1219 code for a protein of 273 amino acids. Gene Ontology annotation, biological process: vesicle fusion; intracellular protein transport. Gene Ontology annotation, molecular function: SNAP receptor activity; SNARE binding. Gene Ontology annotation, cellular component: endomembrane system; SNARE complex.